Molecule: messenger RNA, 1500 nt
Organism: Diaporthe amygdali
Lineage: Eukaryota; Fungi; Ascomycota; Sordariomycetes; Diaporthales; Diaporthaceae
Product: high-affinity nicotinic acid transporter
Exons: 3
Coding region: 1-1500 (499 amino acids)
Biological process (GO): transmembrane transport
Cellular component (GO): membrane
Molecular function (GO): transmembrane transporter activity
Source: RefSeq, a predicted model, not a curated record
AUGCAUUCCCCAGACCUAGCGACGGCCAAGGACCCGCUCACCGUGGCGGGCACGGGCAAGAACUCUGAAGAGGCGGGGACGGUCGUGCCACGGAGCGCUUCCGUGGAGGACCUGGGCGUCGACGAGAAGAAGCUGGUGCGCAAGCUCGACCUGUACCUGAUCUGGCUGGUCAUGAGCCUCUACGCGUUCAGCUUUCUGGACCGCGUUAACAUCGGCAACGCGCGCCUAUACCACCUCGAGGCGGACCUCGGCCUCGUCGGUAACCAGUACCAGACGGCCGUGUCGAUCCUCUUCGUGCCGUACCUCGCCUUCGAGGUGCCGUCCAACCUGGUGCUCAAGAAGUUCACGCCGCGGUACUGGAUCGCCUUCAUCACCACCGCCUGGGGCAUCAUCGCCACGCUGUCCGGGCUGGUCCAGAGCUACGGCGGGCUGAUCGCGUGCCGCAUCCUCCUAGGCGCCGUGGAGGCCGGCCUGUUCCCCGGGCUGGCCGUCUACCUCACGCUCUUCUACACGAGGCACGAGCUCGCCCUGCGCGUGGGCUACCUGUUCGUGUCGGCCGCCAUCGCCGGCGCCCUGGGUGGCCUGCUCGCCUACGGCAUCGGGCACAUGGAAGGCGUGGCCGGCCUGCACGGUUGGCGAUGGAUCAUGAUCAUUGAGGGCUUGCCGACCCUCUGCCUCGGGAUCGCGACCUUCUUCUUGUUGCCGAAUGAUGCGCAGUCCGCAUACUUCCUCAACGAGGCGGAGAAGAAAGCCAUGAUUGUGCGGCAUGCGAGGGAGUACGGGAUGACGGCGAGUGCGCAGGAGUUCUCGACUGGGGAUAUGAUGAGGGCUUUUAAGGACUGGAAGGUCUGGACGUUCUGCAUUGCGCAGUUUGGAGCUGACACCAUGCUCUAUGGCUACUCGACGUUCCUGCCGACAAUCAUCAACGGCCUUGGGAAGUGGACUCCGGCACAGGUGCAGCUGUUGACUAUCCCGUGCUACUUCUUGGGCGCAACGACCUACAUGGUUGUUGCUUAUUUCUCUGACCGCGUCCAGAGGCGAGGUUUGUUCUGUGUAAUGUUCGGUCUCAUCAGCGUUAUUGGGUACGCUCUCUUGAUAUCAGCGACGCCCUCUGGAGUGCACUAUUUCGGGUGUUUCCUCGUUGCGAUGGGGCUGUAUGUCCUCGUUGGAAUCCCGUUGGCUUGGCUUCCGAACAAUUGUCCACGGUAUGGAAAACGAACCACGGCAACUGGUAUGCAGUUGACCAUAGGGAAUGCUUCGGGAAUCAUGGCCCCCUUUAUUUACGCCACAGCCGAGGGUCCACGAUAUAUCAAGGGUCAUGCAGUUACACUGUCGCUUGUCGGGAUGGCCACUGUGAUAUAUGGACUCAUGUCUCUGUGGUUUAGGAGCCAGAAUAAGAAGCGUGACGCGGGAGAAGUGCACGCGGAUCAUCAGCAUUUGUCAGACGAUGAGUUGGCUGAAUUGGGUGACGAGAGCCAUCACUUCCGUUACGUCAGAUAG